AAGAAGAAGAAGAGGAAUGGCGUAACCGUUGACGAAGACGAUGAAGAAGGGGUUGGUGGUGUACAAGAUAUACAAAGCCCUAAGCUACGGUUUAUCGCCGUUAAUCCGCCUUCACUUGCGGUGGCGCAGGUUCCGCGGCCUGGAGCAUCCCCGACGAUGGCCGGAGCGGCUCGGUCACCCGUCGCAGCCACGACGGCCGGGACAACUCGUGUGGUUCCACGCCGUUUCGUUAGGCGAAGGAAUGAUAGCGAUUCCUGUGAUCAAACACUGCAUUCAGAAGAGGCCUAACUUGAAUGUGCUCAUGACUAUCACCACAAUGUCUGCGUUUGAAGUGUUAAGCAACUGGCUUCCAAGUGAAAUCAUUUUACAGUUUUCACCAAUCGAUACACCUGCUUCUAUCCAUUCCUUCCUUCAUUACUGGAAACCAAAUGCUAUUGUGCUAAUGGAAAGUGAACUCUGGCCAAAUCUUAUCAUGGAUGCUUCCAAAAAUGGUAUAACACUGGCACUGUUAAAUGCUCGGAUAUCUGAAAAAUCCUUUAAAGUUUGGUCAGGACCAGUGCUACUACCUUUAAUUUCAUUGAUGUUAUCCAAGUUUUCCUUGAUUGUCCCAUUGAGUACAGAGCAGGGUAUCCGGUUUCAGCUACUGCAAGCCCCACCUUGUAUCAUAAACUUUUCUGGUGAUCUGAAGUAUGUAAUAGAAGAUUUUGGAGUCAAUGAAAGAAGCAGAAAAAGUAUAGACAAUCUGAGACUACAGCUUGCUCAAAAGCAGGUUUGGAUGGCUUCUUCCAUUCACAGGGGAGAAGAAGAAAUAAUAUUAGGAGUUCACAUUGUCCUUAUGCAGCUGCAACCUAAUAUAAUGACUAUUAUUGUCCCUCGGCAUCCACAGCAAGGAAGGGAGAUUGCUAAAAAAUUGGAGAAAGAAGGACAAAAUGUAGUUUUGAGGUCUCAACAUGAGAAGUUUAAGCCAGGAACAAAUAUUUAUGUGGUGGACACUUUGGGUGAAUUAAGACACUUGUACUCAUUAACACCUAUAGCUGUGGUUGGGGGUUCAUUCCUCCCUGGUUUAUCUGGGCAUAAUAUCUCAGAAGCUGCUGCAUCUGGCUGUGCUAUUUUGACAGGUUGUCACGUUGGGCAUUUCUCCCACAUGGUACUGGAAAUGCAACGCUCUAAUCCUUUGUCAGUCCUUCAGGUGGGGAAGACAUCUCUAUUGCUAGUUUCUGGAAAACUGGAGCUUGAAAAGGCUCUCAUUAAGCUCUUUACAAAUGCAACACUUCUGGAAGCACAUCGUAGAGCUGCAAAGGAAGCAUUUCGUAGUUUGUCCAGUGACAUUGUUGCGGAGAUAUGGAGUUUGCUAAAUUUUCAUAUUUUUAGUAGAUUGUCUGCAGAGGAAACUAAGACUGCGUGAGAAAUGAAGUUUCUUAAGGUCACAACAAAUUUUCAUCCAGACUCUAGCCAUUUAUUGAAUUCAUUUAACCUGCGAUAGAUGCAUCCGACAAUUGCAAUCCUUUUCCCUGUAACUGUGGUUUGUUUUCUCAUUAAGAAUUGCUAGAAAAGAUUUAAGUUUAGCAUCAUCAAAUGUUUUUGUAUAUUAGCUUAACAGCCUGCCAUCAAUCUUCUCACUUAUCAAAACUUUGUUGCUUUCUUACUCAUAUAUAUUUAUUUUUGUAAUU
This is a messenger RNA of Gastrolobium bilobum, 1670 nucleotides long. RefSeq names its product probable 3-deoxy-D-manno-octulosonic acid transferase, mitochondrial. The coding region runs from base 41 to 1405 and encodes 454 amino acids. The record is from RefSeq and is a predicted model, not a curated record. The transcript is spliced from 11 exons. Gene Ontology annotation, molecular function: transferase activity. Gene Ontology annotation, cellular component: plasma membrane. Gene Ontology annotation, biological process: lipid A biosynthetic process. Lineage: Eukaryota; Viridiplantae; Streptophyta; Magnoliopsida; Fabales; Fabaceae.